UCCUCGAGGUGGACGGCGAGGUGCACCACACGGACCUCAGGCAGGCGCUGGAGAUGGCCGGCUACCAGAAGCCGGACCAGGAGUGCAUCGACGCGGCCAAGCUGAAGGUGACCCAGUGGUCAACGCUGAGCGCGGCGCAGUUCAACGAGUUCGCCAUCCACUUUGGGACAGAGACCGAGAGGCUCCAGGACAAGAUGUUCGUGCUCUUCGACACCGACGGGUCGGGGCAGAUCGACCGCCGCGAGCUGGAGGGCCUGCUGGAGCACUUCGGCGUGAUCCCCAUGCGGCACAUCCUCGACGAGGUGCUGGAGGAGGUCGAUGAGGACGGCUCUGGCAACAUCGGCCUGACCGAGUUCAGGAAGGCCUUCGACAUCCUUCUCAUGCGGGAGGGCUUCUCGCGCCAGGAGUUCCAGGACCUCGCCGACCUCUUCAAGAAGCUGGACCUCGACGGCUCUGGCGAAAUGGACAAGCGAGAGGUGACGGUGCUGCUCGGGUACUUGGACUACCGGCUUGACGCCGACGAGCGGGACAGGAUAAUGCAAGAGGUCGACACUGACGGGAGUGGGGAAUUGAGCGAGUUCGAAUUCUUGCUCUUCAUGAGGAAAUGCCGCGCAAUCGAGAUGAGGAAGCUUACAGAUGCCUUCAACAAAGUUGACUCUGAAGCGGACGGGGUGAUAUGCUUCGGGCAGUUGCUGCGCGUAUUCACCCAGAUGGGCUACGAGCCCGAUCCUGACGCCACGUGGGAGGCGGCCGAGGCCGUCGGCAUCCCCAGCGAGAAGGCCAACCUCGACACCAGUCACGUAUGGCAGGUGCUGACGGAGUGCCGCGCGCGCGAGUGGUUUUUCAGCGCCGAGCUGCAGCAGAUCAGCGAUGCGUUCGAGCAGGUCGACCUCGAGGGUCACGGCGAGAUAGAAGUCGCCCAGAUCGACAAGGCACUCCUCGCCGUGGGGCUUUCGCUCAGGUCCGAUCUGCUCCUGUACCUCGUGAGCAAGGUCGACCUGGACUGCUCCGGGCUGCUGAGCCAGAUGGAGUUCAGAAAGCUCAUCAGGCUAUACCAGUUAGGUCAAGCUCAGCUGAUGCGGGCGACCUUCGACGAUCACCUCGAUCAUGACAACUUCAGGCUCGGCAUCACCGACUCUUGGAAGGCCUUUGUUAGCCUGGGGCUCGUGUCAAAUACCGUCGACGACAUCAACAGAGUCCGAGCAAUGGGCGCGCUAGACUUUAAAGGCUUCCAGAGGGAGGCGCGCAUCUUGGAGAAGGAGCAGCAGCUGUUCCGACAGAACAACAGCGGCUUCUCCGAGCAGGCCGUCCGCGACCUCGCGAGGCGGUUCCGGCAGUUCGACUCCGACAACAGCGGCGCGCUCGAGAGCAAGGAGCUCGUCGCCCUCAUCGGGGAGCUGCUGCCUGGCGUCGCCACUGCGCCCGAGAAUCGGCCGACGCUGAUGAAGAUGAUGGAGGAGGCUCAGGGGCGCACCAGCCCCCUCACCGAGAGCGACAAGCUCGCGUACCGCGUGGCGGGCAUGCGGAGCACGCCCCGCCCGUCGGCAACGCCGAGCGCCGCCAGGUUCCACCAUUCGAGCCAGACCGAGCUGAACUUCCCGCAGUUCCUCAAGCUCCUCUCGCUUGUUCGCGUGUUCAAGCUCGAAAAGAAAAUCCAGAAGG
Prorocentrum cordatum is the source of this 1662-nucleotide messenger RNA. The record is from the annotation of a GenBank genome assembly. Lineage: Eukaryota; Dinophyceae; Prorocentrales; Prorocentraceae.